UCAUGGUUGGAGGCAGUAUUUAGAUGAGUAAAAGAGUGUUUUAUAAACAUUAACGCGUCGACGGCGCUAACGUGGGCGACACACACUCUGUUGGCCUUCUUAGCUAUCUAGCUAACUAGCCAGCUAGUUAUACUAGCUGCUAGCAUAGCAUGCUGGCUAACUAAAGAGGUUAUUCCUGACGAUAAAGAUAAAGCCAACAAAGCUAUUUAGCAGUUAAAGCUAGUGGUUGUUUGCAGUAGCGUGCGAAUGACGGAAACCGUUAUCGUGAGUUUGCUGCUGCCUUGGCAGGCUAAUUCGAAGCGCCUCUAAGUUCUUUCUCGCUACGACUCGACUACACUUCAACAUGUUCAAUAAAUUCUACGAAUGGAUUGGAACAGGAAUAGCUAGUCUCCGUAACGGAGCGCCUGCCAAUGAUCUACAGUUACCCGGCACCGCUGGAGUUUCUGAAGACGGUCCUCUCAGGAGAAAAAGGACAAAUGACUGCAUGGAGGAUGGAGUAGCAGAUGAGGAAGACAGGGCUGUUAAGAAGUUCCGUAUGGGAAACCUAGUUGACUCUGUCAAGAGUGCUGCAGAAGGGGUAAAGACCCAUGGCUCCAGUGUGGCUUUGUGGGUACGGAACAGUGUGAGCCCGACCUUGAGGAAUAUGUUGCCAGCAUCCCCAGGACCGCUUCAGCCGCCCAGCAUCCAUCCUGCUCAGCCCACAGCUCCUGCCUCAACUCCUGAAAGCCAGGAAAGUAGUCCAUGUCCUGCUGGGGAAACCUUUGCUGCUCCUUCUACUACAAUGGAAUGGAAAGUCACCUCUAAAUCAGAUAUUUUAAGGACAGAGAAAUCUGUCACCAUCUCUAAAGUGUGCAGGCGACAGGCCUGCAUGGCUCUACCCACCCGAGAAGCGCCCAAAACCAACGGGCACUCCCUCUGUUUACCCCCUCCCACCAGCAUUCCCAAGCCGUGCCCCUCCCCUCGCCUGGGCAGACCCCUGAACCUGAGGCUGCACAGAUCACCCAGCGUGUCCACCAGCCCGGCGUCCAGCAGAGGAAACGCCUCCUACACCAGCUUGUAUGAAAAGACCUUCCCCAGCCAUACGGGGAGUCCCUCUUAUGGCAGCCCUCGCCGAAACGUCCGAGAGCGCCCGCGCUGCACAGCGCAAGAGUCAGUUCGCGAGGAGGAGAAGGAGGUUUACAGACAGCUUCUGGCUAUGGUGUCUGGUGGACAGUCGUCACUCUUUCAGAACGGCAGUUCACACGGUGGUCUUCGCUCUCACAGGGAUUUCACCAGCUUCCUGUCGUCCAGUCGGCGGCGGCUGCUGCAGUGUUCGUCGUCCGCAGGCUCCGAGUCCCUGGAGACGUACAGCGUCAGUGCCCCUCCCAGUCCACGCCCCGCCUCCAGCCAGGCGUCCAGCCCCAGAGCGGCCGACCGCAAAGCCUGGUCGCCAGAGCCAGACCUGCAGCCCACCAUCAAGAGCCCGGCGGCCCUGCCAUCUGCCCCCUCGCCCGUCACCCUGCAGGACACCUCCUCUCAGGACACGCAGUCAUCAGCUCAUGAUGGAGACUCUGUGAUUUUUGUGAAGGAGCAGCAGGGCAAGAGGCCAGACAACUCCAGUGUACCCUGUUUCCAGGCAGAGCUUUGGAUUAAAGAACUGACUAGUCUGUAUGAUUCUCGUGCCCGGGAGAGGCGGAGGUUGAUUGAAGAGCAGGAGGCUCUCGCCUCCCAGCUGUUACAACAGCGUCUGACAGAGGAGGGUCUGAUGGGCGUGAGCUCGGUGGAGCUGCAGGUCCGUGUUCCCCUGGAGAAGGAGGUGCCGCUCGCCCCAGUCACCCCAGAGCCCACGCCAGCAGUGGAGGAGCCCGAGUUCCCCCAGCUUACUCAGGUGAUGGAGGGGGAGGUGAACAGAGCUCUACGAGGGGGAAAUCAGGACGAGAUUCUGAGUGAAGGCUUCCGUCUCACCAUCACGCGUAAAGACCUGCAGACGCUCAGCCAUCUCAACUGGCUCAACGAUGAGGUGAUCAACUUCUACAUGAACCUGCUGGUGGAGCGCAGCAAGCGGCCGGACCUGCCCUCCGUGUACACCUUCAACACCUUCUUCUUCCCCAAGCUACGCAGCGCCGGCUUCUCAGCCGUCCGCCGCUGGACCAAGAAGGUGGACCUGUUCUCCCACGACAUCCUGCUGGUGCCUGUCCACCUUGGGGUCCACUGGUGCCUCUCGGUGGUAGACUUCCGGAAAAAGUGCGUCUUGUAUUUCGAUUCCAUGGGUGGAAAUGAUGACGAAGCAUGCAGAAUAUUGCUGAAAUACCUGAAACAAGAGAGUGAAGACAAGAGGGGGAGACAGCUGGACACUUCAGACUGGACGCUGCACAGUAGAAAACCAAAUGAGAUUCCUCAGCAAAUGAAUGGGAGUGACUGUGGGAUGUUCACAUGUAAAUAUGCCGAGUACAUCACCAAAGACAGACCCAUCACCUUCACACAGAAACACAUGCCCUACUUCAGGAGGAGAAUGGUGUGGGAGAUUCUGAACAAGAAAUUGUUAUGAAAACUGACACUAGGUGAAUCCGUAGCACCUGUACUCUGUUCAACUGCAGGCUUCAGUUUGCCCAGAGACCCACAACACCGUGUGACCAGCACCCAUCCCUGCCCCCAGACGGAUCCGCACGGACCCAGCUGAAGCUUUGUGUUCGCUUCAGCACACCACAACCAGGGACGCGGAUUGGACAUUUGAACAUUUUAUCCCUCGAUGGCAAGCGUUUAUUCACUCGUCAUGUCUCGUGCUCACUUUUUGUACGUCGUCUCCUAAUAUAGAAAUGGGAUGGCAGCUUUUAAGAAUUUUUGGCAAGGGCCAAAAGCUGUUGACCUCUCCUCUCCUGUAUAUAGCCCUGAUGUGAUACAGGGAAAACAUACUUUGUAUCUUACCAGCCAGAAUUCCAGGAGUAAAUUGUGACAGUUUGUCACGUUAUUUUCCA
Molecule: messenger RNA, 2954 nt
Organism: Alosa alosa (allis shad)
Lineage: Eukaryota; Metazoa; Chordata; Actinopteri; Clupeiformes; Clupeidae
Gene: senp1
Product: SUMO specific peptidase 1
Exons: 18
Coding region: 344-2527 (727 amino acids)
Biological process (GO): protein desumoylation
Cellular component (GO): nucleus
Molecular function (GO): deSUMOylase activity
Source: RefSeq, a predicted model, not a curated record